Messenger RNA from Penicillium soppii, 3222 nucleotides. RefSeq lists its product as uncharacterized. The record is from RefSeq and is a predicted model, not a curated record. Bases 1 to 3222 code for a protein of 1073 amino acids. The transcript has a single exon. NCBI's taxonomy places the organism in Eukaryota, Fungi, Ascomycota, Eurotiomycetes, Eurotiales, Aspergillaceae.
AUGUCAAAUCCUCUCUCGCCCCUCUCAUCCUCCUACCAGAACGCGCGCGCUCAAUCACAAAUGGCGAACUCCUCGCCAUUCCUACACAAGACUGCGGACCAAGUGGAAAUUUCUAAUACUUCAAGCCCAUUAAAGAGAGAAUGGACUAGUCACAACGCGCCCAACCCGAAUGCCUAUGAUGAAAACGAAAAUUACUACCCUAACGAACCUGACAACGAGAACUUGCAUGAGAAUGACGAUAUCAACGAUGCCGAAUCAUAUCAAGGCGGUGCCAGUUCGCCGUUCCAGUACGAGGGACGUGAGGACACUGCCAAUUUCCAAAAUUUACGCCAGAUGCAACAGACGUCCCAUUCAUACCCACAACUCGAACCACUAGACGAGGAGAGCCCUGCAAGCUCUCCAUUCCGACCGAAUGCUGCAGAAGAUACAGUGGGUUUUCAGAGGUUACGCGAGGUAGAUCCCAUGUCGCCUGGCUUGGAUAAGCGGCUGGCUCUGGAGGAGCCAAUGAGUUCCCCAUUCCGCCCUCAUGCUGCCGAGGAUACAAUGGACUUGCACAAUAUGCAAGAUGAGCCACAGUCAUCGCCUCUGGCACGCCCGCAGCUUCACUCAUUGCAGGAGGAGAGUCCGCAAAGUUCUCCAUUCCGCCCUCAUGCCCGAGAAGAGUCCGGGGAUUUCCAAAAGCUGCGUGAGGUGCAGCCAAUGUCGCCUGGUUUGGGGAAGCGAUUGACUUUGAAUGAUCCUGAAAGUUCCCCGUUCCGUCCUGAUGCCCGUGAUGAGACGGUUGACUUCGAUCGUUUGCGAGAGAUGCAGAACCAAUCGCCAAUUCAUGAAGCGCAGCUGGCCAGUUCGCCUUUCCGCCAUCAAGCUCGAAAGGCGCCAUUUGAAUCCCCAGAACCACUCGAGAUGCAGGAAGACUCACUGGUAGCUCCCAAACAAUCAUCUCCUGCUGUGGUUCCGAGCUCGUCUCUCCGACCUGAGGCACCAGAGGAAGGGGACUACCCGGAACAGGACGAUGUGCAACCAGAGCUAUUGAAAGCACCUGAAUAUUCUUCCCCUGUUCCAGCUCAUUCAUCCUUCCGGUCAAGCACCAAGGUAUCAGACAAUUUUGAUUCGCCCAAGCCACGUGAGAAGCAACAAACACCACCGGCAGAAUCUCACUACUCUUCUCCUGUCCCAGAACCUGUGUCGACAUUCCAACCGAGCCCAAAGGAGCAUAAUCUUGAUAUCCAAAAGACACGUCGAAUUUCGCGCGUAUCGCUUGGGCUAAAUGCUCAGCGUCCUGUGGCCACAACUCCCCGGAAAAGGUCUUACGACCAAACCCCUCAGGACCAGGAGGAUGAUCUGCAGGUGCAUACGAGUCACAAGAAAGGCAUGAUGAGCCGGCCAGAGGCACCGGCUAUUCACAUUGAUGCCGAAGAAGAAUCUAGUGUCGUCCACGACCAGAGCAUGCUUUCUGCUUUGAGUGCUGCGCAGGACCGGUCAGCGAUUGGCCAUAGCAUGAUGGAGGACAGACGCAACGAGGGAAUGAGCACAGUGGUGCAUGAAGAUGGUGACAAAGAGAAUGUUUCCCGCGAAUCAAACGAAAACUCGAUGGUUGACGACUCAAUUGAUGACACUUGCUUGAGCACUUUCUCUGCCGUGCCGGACAUGACCACCUUUGCGAAGCUCCGCGCUCAGUCGCCGAUGAAGUCAACCCGAAAUUCCAUCGCGCCCAGGCCUGCCGUGGAUGGCAAUCGACGUGGUGCUGAGCCGACCACUCCAGGGACAGGGCGCAGAGCCCACAGAGCAAGCGCCUACUUGGAAGGGAACUCGCCUGCAGGAUCACCCACUCCAAGACCUCGAGGCCCCCGAGACAUGGUCAACCCGGUUGACUCUGCCAACUUGCUUGAUUUCAGUGAUUCAAUGAACUUCCACCCACGCCAAUCUAUGCAGAGUAAUCGUUUCUCUCCCUCGCGGCGCUCGCCUAUGCGGUCUGCUCGCCAGUCCAUUCGAUCUCCUGGGAAGAUGUCUUCGCUGUUGGACUUUGACAUCCCACCUGCUCCAACCCCUCGAUCCAUCCCCACAGUCACACCACGUGAAUUGGAGUCAUUGAAGUCUGGCUUCAUGUCGGAAAUCUCCUCGCUCAAAGCCACUCUCAGUGGGAAAGAGGCUGAGGUUGCCAGCUUGAAGCAGGCAGUAACUGACGCGGAGAGACGUGUUGGUGAAGCUUUGGAAGAGGUGCGCAACGAAGCCGCUGGCAGAGAAGUGCUAGAGAUGGAACAAGCUGAAUGGGUCCGUCGGGGCAAGGAAAUGGAAGCCGAUUUGCUGUCUCUCCGAACUGAAAUGGUCGAUGGAGAGCGCGAGCGGGAUCGCCUGUCUUGGAGGGCCGAAGAAGCCGAAAAGGGCAAGGAGAGGUUGAAAGGCAAAAUCGUCGAGCUUGAAAGCCAGCUUUCUGCUGCCCGUGCUGCUGCAUCAUCCACUAGCAAUGCUGCUGCAUCUCAUUCUUCCUCCCAUUCGGCUGAAAAUACUGCCCGAGAGGUUCAGGAUGCGGUUGAAAAGGUGGCUCGGGAACUACACACCCUCUACAAGGGCAAGCAUGAGACCAAGGUCGCCGCUCUGAAGAAGAGCUACGAGACUCGCUGGGAGAAGCGCCUGCGCGAGUCCGAGAAGAAGCUCGCUGCUGUCCGUGAAGAAAACGAGCAUCUCCGCCUUGAACGCGACGCUGCCCAUUCUGAUUCGAUGGCCGGCGGCAACACCACUCUCUUUGCUCGCGAAAACGAACAGCACGAGGCUGAGAAGCGUGUCAUGGAAGCUCAGAUUACAGGCAUGCAGAAAGAGAUGGCUUCACUCAAAGAAGACACCGAGCGCAUUCGUUCAGAGCUUGAGUCCGAACGUGCAGAGAAGGGCGAGCUUGUUGCUGCCGUGGAUGAAUGGCUAGCCAUGCAGCAGCCUCCGGCUGCACCUCAGCGAGAGCGCGAGGCAUCUGUUGCUUCCUCAAUGCAUGACCACGUCGAAGACCCUCGGCCGUCUCGUGAAGCCACUCCCGAUGGCUUCCGUCACAGUGUGACUCGUUCUGGCUCGGGAAACAUUCGUCCCCCUGCUACUGCUGAGAAGCGGAUUCCUCGGUUCGGUGCUCCCGGACAUUCGCGUGGUAACAGUGGCGGCAAAUCUGGUAUUGCGAUGCCUACUCCUGGUAGAGGAAUUAUGGGAUCGAUUGAGAGGAUGGGUCGUGGGGGUGUUUAG